CCCACAGAUUUCUCCCAACCAUUUGCAUUUUAAUUUACCCCAAUUAUAUUCCUUCUUUUAUUUUAAUACUUUUUUACCCUCAUCAGCUAAUUUUUUCCAUUUCUACCUAAUUCUAAAACCAAGAAAAUGGCAGCACCCAUAUUCUCCCUCGCCUUUGCUCUCCUCCUCCGUCUCACGUACGCCACCGCGCAGGUGGACCCCGCCCUCAUUUCGCGGGCGUGCAAGUACGCUAAGGGCGGGCCCACCUGCGUGGCCUUGCUGCAGGACAACGAGGACGACGCAGAAUUAUCAGGCAUCGACAGGUCCGAUCCCGACAGCAUCGCAUUCUUCUCGCUCAAGAAGAUCGAGAAGGAGGCUGUGACGGUGUCGGAGGCGGUGUCGGCAAAACUCUCGGCCGGGACCACGGAGGACCUGUCCCCCACCACCCAACAAGGACUAGCCGAAUGUAAGGACCACUACGUCCCGGCCGUAGAUUUGAUCGAGGAGACCGUGGACUCCUUGGCCGGAAAAGCGUACCCCGACGCCAUGAAGUUUCUGAGAACUUCGACACUCGAUCUCAUCGCCUGCCAGAAGAGCCUCGCCAAGCUCAGAACCGAUAAGAAGGACACGGAGGCAGAUGUCCAUGCCACCGACGCCAUCAACCGCCGUGACCUUCUUGCGUCCCAUGUGGCGUUGGCUCAGAGCAUUCUUGAAUUUGCCGCCUCUGGCGGUGGCGCCGCUGCCGCCUCAGUUGCUGCGCCGCCGUCUUGAUUUCUAGAAGGUUAACAUGAACGUUAACGACAGUCACCGUUUAGAAGGAAAACUGUUACGCAGAAGUACUUUUGGGCUGAAAAUCUAGUGUAUUCUCUGUUGAUUAUGUACAAUACAAUGUGGGGUAUAUAUAGCUAUCAAGAGAUUCCUAAUAGGAUUAGGAAUGCUAAAAGGAAACUACAAUAUACAAGUCUAAUACAAAUCAAAUACUAAUAUUCCU
Molecule: messenger RNA, 970 nt
Organism: Cuscuta campestris
Lineage: Eukaryota; Viridiplantae; Streptophyta; Magnoliopsida; Solanales; Convolvulaceae
Source: the annotation of a GenBank genome assembly